UUUGGAAUACCCGAAAAGUUCCGACUUCGCACUGCUGCAUUGGAACAUCCACAGUAAAGUUUAAUAAUUUUAAUUUGCGAAGAAUUGUGCGAAGGCAGGAAUUAGAUCAAAAUGGCAGUACGUCUAGCACAAAGGUUGAUGAAAACUCAAACUCCUUUCUUAUGUAGGAGCUACCCUAUGUUAGUUACCAAAGAGAAAACCGAGGACGUAGCCCAUACAAAGUCGUCUUUGCAGAAGAAAGUAACGGUGACUGAUAUUCCUCAAGCUCAGUAUGGCGGUCGACAUGCUGUCACUAUGUUACCUGGAGGAGGUAUUGGUCCCGAACUCAUGGGCUAUGUGCGGGAAAUCUUUGCUUACUGUGGUGCUCCCAUAGACUUCGAAGUUAUUGAUAUUGACCCGUCCACAGAGGGCAAUCAUGAUUUGGAAUAUGCCAUAACUUCGAUCAAACGUAAUGGUGUGGCCAUUAAGGGUAACAUUGAGACCAAGUCACAAACCUUGACUGAAAUUUCGCGCAACGUAGCUAUUCGUAAUGAGCUGGAUUUGUUUGUCAAUGUGGUGCAUUGCAAAUCACUUCCCGGUAUUCCAGCUCAUCAUAAAGAUGUUGACAUUGUUUUGAUUCGCCAAAACACUGAUGGUGAAUAUGCUAUGUUGGAACAUGAAUCGGUAAAAGGUGUUGUGGAAAGCAUGAAGGUAGUGACUGUCGAAAAUGCUGAACGUGUAGCCCGCUAUGCCUUCGAAUUUGCCCGCCAAAAUGGUCGCAAGAAGGUGACAACCAUUCACAAGGCCAAUAUUAUGAAAAUGUCUGAUGGCUUGUUUUUAGAAGUAGCCAAAAAGGUUCAUAAGGAUUAUCCAGAACUCAAACAUGAUAACAUGAUUAUUGACAAUACCUGUAUGCAGUUGGUAUCCAAUCCUCAUCAGUUUGAUGUUAUGAAUAUGACCAAUUUGUAUGGUACCAUUGUGUCCAAUGUAAUCUGCGGUUUGAUUGGUGGUGCUGGUUUGCUGUCUGGCCGCAAUUAUGGCGAUCAUUAUGCCAUCUUUGAACCUGGUACUCGUAACACUGGUACCGCUAUUGCCGGUAAAAAUAUAGCAAAUCCUUUUGCCAUGAUUAAUGCCAGUAUUGAUAUGUUAAAUCAUUUGGGACACAAGGAACAUGCCCGCGUUAUUCAAGAAGCCAGCUACGAGACCAUUGUCGACAGAGGCAUUAGGACACCAGAUUUGGGUGGAACCAACUCCAGCACUGAUGUUGUCCAUAGCAUUUUGGAUAUCCUCUCCAACAAGCGUGUUAACUGAUUCUUUUUUAACAUUGACUUUUCUGAUUUCAAGGGCUGGUCGCUAUGCUAAUACCACCAGUCCCCCUUUUGUUUAUUAAAUGAUGACACACUAUUUUCCUGACGUUUUAACUAUUCACUGCAAAGAAAUUCCACUUUUACUAUUCUACAGGCAUACUAGAUUAGAUGUAUUUUUCAUCUUAAACAUAACAUAACAGAGCUGGUCAAACAUAUAUUUACUUAAUGAUAUAAGACAAUUGGAUAAGCUCCUAUGAGAGGAAGCCUAAUGUUGAAUCAAAAUAAUUUACUUGAGUUUUACUUGACUGUAUACAACCCUUACUACAUGGAUUGACCCCCUUGAACAUAACAAUAUAAUUUUAAAGUUUAAUUGUUUUUGUUUUCACCUCUGUAUUAUUAUUAUUUAUAUUUUAUGAAUCUUUUGAUGUUUAAACAUCCCCCACUUAUAUGUAUUACAUGAAAGUCUCCUUUUUAUCUUUUGUUUUACUUUUUAUGAUUUUAAACAAUUUUCUUUUAGUUAUGUUUUUUAGUCAAAAGUUAUGUAAACAAUCAAAAAAUUAAAUAUUUAUCGAAUACAUGCAUGUUAGAUAGUCAAGUAAAUAAUUAAAUUAUUUGAAAACUUAAAAA
This is a messenger RNA of Stomoxys calcitrans (stable fly), 1913 nucleotides long. RefSeq names its product isocitrate dehydrogenase [NAD] subunit gamma, mitochondrial. NCBI's taxonomy places the organism in Eukaryota, Metazoa, Arthropoda, Insecta, Diptera, Muscidae. Gene Ontology annotation, biological process: tricarboxylic acid cycle; isocitrate metabolic process. The coding region runs from base 112 to 1290 and encodes 392 amino acids. The record is from RefSeq and is a predicted model, not a curated record. The transcript has 7 exons. Gene Ontology annotation, cellular component: mitochondrion.